CAUGCGUGGUCAUCCACAAUCACAAUCACACAUGACAUUGACAUUGACAUUGACAUUGACAUUAUUCUACGAAUACUAAUAUCAACCGAUGCUCACCGGGAAACUGGCAACCCACUAUGUCAGGCUCCAUCCCUCAAUUCCUCCGCCAUCGAUACACCAUGAUUCCCCAAGAGGAAGACGACACCAUCGCCGCCGGGCCAAAACAACAACAAACCCAACAGCAACACCACCACCUCUCCCAAGACAGCGACACCCCCCAUCAUGACAACCACUCCAACCACUCCAACCCCCACAACCCACUCCCACCCCCGAAUACUAAAACCCACCACCGACCACUAACGCACUACCCCCCCACCCUAGCCCUCAACCUCCUCGCCUACACCCUCCCCGCCCUAGUCUCAACCCUCUCCAAACUCUGGAUCGCCCAGAUCGACCCCUCCCUCGUCGCCACCACAGACGUCUACACCUACAUCGGCGUCGUCGCCGAGGUCCUCAACGAGGGCCUCCCCCGCGCGGCAUGGUCGACUAUCGGCGACCGCUCGUCGCGGACGGUGGCGCAGCGGUUGGGGUUGGCGCAUACUCUGGUGUUGGUGCAGGCUGUGCUGGGGGCGGUGAUGAGUUUGGGGUUUUUGGGCGGGGCGAGGGCUUUUGCGGGGGGGUUUGUCCCCUCAGUGCCUGGGGAGGGUGAUGGUAGGAGGGGGGGAGUGAGGGAUGUGAGUGUGGUGUAUGUGCGGGUUGCUGCGUUUUCGGCGCUGGGGUCGGCGGUGGAGACGGCGGUGGCCGCGGCGACCAGGGCGUUGGAUCAGCCGGAUGUGCCGUUGGUUAUUGGGAGUGUGAAGGCUGUCGUGAAUAUUGUGUUGGAUUUGUUGCUGAUCUCGCAUUGGCAUGUUGGGAGCCACACGCCGACGGUACUGUGGCAGGCGGGGAUCCAGUUGGGGUGUAGCUUGACGGCGGCGGCGGUGGGGUUGGCGUAUUUUUUGGUGAUGGUUAGUUGGAAGGAGUAUCGUCGACAGAAGGUGGUGGUGGAUGAGGCCGCGAGCGGGGAAGAUGUACAAGCGAGGGAGCAGGGCAUGAGAACGGGAUUGGGACCGAGCCUGAAAGCCCUGAUGGUGCUCAUCCGUCCCGGGCUACUCACCCUGGCCGAAUCCGCCAUCCGCAACGCCCUCUAUCUCUGGCUGGUCAGCAACAUCGUGUCCAUGGGCCAGACCUACGCCACCGCCUGGAGCGUCUUUAACACCAUCCGCUGGGGCCUCGUCAUGGUCCCCGUGCAGGCUCUCGAGGCUACCGCCCUGGCGUUCGUCGGCCAUCAAUGGGGAGCCUGGCGCCGCGCGAUCGGAACUGGGACGCUCCGUCCGGGACGCACCUCCUUGCGCACAGUCCUGGGAAUCGUCAAGCCGGCUUUGAUUUCGCUGGCGUUGGCUUUAUCCGUGGAGGUACCACUGGCCAUCUUCCUCUCUCUCUGGGGCGCUCGGUCGUUUGCGAGGUAUCUCGGUGGAUCGGACGAGGUCGCCGAGGUCACGGCCUACAUGUGGCGGACCAUCGACUGGUGCUACAUCUUCUACGCUGCCUCGACUCAACUGUCCACCAUACUGCUUGCGACACGGCCCAAGUGGUAUCUCUACCAGAGCCUAGUGAGUAACAUCUUGUAUGUUCUACCGUGGGCCAUUGUGUGUCAGGUCAAGGCGCUGGAUGCGGGAAAUGCGUGGACCUAUCAUAGCCUUGUGUUUGGAGGAAGCCUGGUGUUUAGCUUUGUAGAUGUUCUUGCCGUCGAUGCUGUGUGGGCGUGGACGCUUGUGAAGGGAAAGGCAAAGCUCGAGGUCUUUCGAGAGUAGUAAUCGCGUGGGUAAUAUGUUAGGGGUAAGCGCAAUCAAGACCAGAUUUCGGUCAACUUGUUAAUUAAUAUAUCUACGAGAAUGCAAUAAUACGAACUUUGUUCUUAGCCAGUUCUAC
Messenger RNA from Chaetomium fimeti, 1950 nucleotides. RefSeq lists its product as uncharacterized. NCBI's taxonomy places the organism in Eukaryota, Fungi, Ascomycota, Sordariomycetes, Sordariales, Chaetomiaceae. The transcript has a single exon. The record is from RefSeq and is a predicted model, not a curated record. The coding region runs from base 117 to 1832 and encodes 571 amino acids.